GGAGCGCGCCGCGAUGGUGACGGACGGACGCCAUUUUAUUUUGAAAAUCAAACUGAACUGGAGGAACCGCAAAGUCUUCCAUUUCAAGUUUGUGCGGGGGAAUAAUUAGGGAUGAGGAUCUGAAUUACUUCAUUUUGGGAGCAACGAUGCUGCACUUGAUUUUAAACUGAAGGACUCUACCCCUUAGUACUGGGAGCCACUGAACGGACAACACAUUUGGAAGCCAACAUUUGUCACACCUUUGGGGGGGGGGAGCAGAAGUAACCUAUCACUGAAGUGACAAAAGGGGAAUAAUGGUGAUUUUGCGCCGUGCUCGGCCGCCUGCUUCCGCCCCAACCAGCAAUGAAUCUUGACUCGCUCUCGCUGGCUUUGUCUCAAAUCAGCUAUCUGGUGGACAAUUUAACAAAGAAAAACUACAGAGCCAGCCAGCAAGAAAUACAGCAUAUUGUGAAUCGUCACGGACCUGAGGCAGACAGGCAUCUACUACGCUGUCUCUUCUCCCAUGUGGAUUUCAGUGGCGAUGGUAAAAGCAGUGGAAAGGACUUUCACCAGACACAGUUUCUGAUCCAGGAGUGUGUGUCGCUGAUAUCGAAGCCAAACUUUAUUUCUACACUGUGUUACGCCAUCGACAAUCCACUGCACUACCAGAAGAGUUUAAAGCCAUCAGCCCAUCUAUUCACUCAGCUGAGUAAAGUUCUUAAGCUCAGCAAGGUCCAAGAAGUAAUAUUUGGACUCGCUUUGCUCAACUCCAGCAACACAGACCUCCGUGGUUUUGCGGCGCAGUUCAUCAAGCAGAAGCUUCCAGACCUGUUGAGAUCCUACGUUGACGCAGAUCUCGGGGGAAACCAGGAAGGUGGCUUCCAAGACAUCGCUAUAGAGGUUCUGCACCUGCUGCUCUCCCAUCUGCUGUUCGGCCAGAAGGGAGCCAGCGGGGUCGGGCAGGAGCAGAUUGACGCCUUCCUCAAAACACUUUGCCGAGAUUUCCCCCAGGAGCGCUGCCCUGUGGUGCUCGCACCACUGCUGUACCCUGAAAAACGGGACAUUCUUAUGGACAGGAUCCUACCAGACUCGGGGGAGUUAGCCAAGACCAUCAUGGAGAGUUCUCUUGCAGACUUCAUUCAGGAAGUUGGUUACGGCUUUUGUGCCAGUCUGGACGAAUGCAGAAACAUAAUCCUCCAGUAUGGGGUGAGGGAGGUGACAGCCAGCCAGGUGGCCAGGGUCCUGGGCAUGAUGGCUCGCACUCACUCUGGCCUCACCGACGGGAUCCCACUCCAGUCCAUCUCCGCUCCAGGAAGUGGAAUCUGGAGCGAUGGGAAGGAUAAGAAUGACGGUUCACAGGCACAUACGUGGAAUGUUGAAGUACUCAUCGACAUCGUCAAAGAAGUGAAUCCCAACCUGAACUUCAAAGAGGUGACGUAUGAACUGGACCACCCAGGGUUUCUGAUCCGGGACAGUAAAGGGCUGCACAUCGUGGUGUAUGGAAUCCAGAGAGGGCUGGGCAUGGAGGUCUUCCCCGUCGACCUCAUCUACCGACCAUGGAAACACGCCGAGGGACAGCUGUCAUUCAUCCAGCACUCUCUGAUGAACCCGGAGGUGUUCUGCUUUGCUGAUUACCCAUGUCACACUGUGGCCAUAGACAUCCUGAAGGCCCCACCGGAGGACGACAACAGGGAGAUCGCCACAUGGAAAAGUCUGGACCUGGUGGAAAGUCUUCUCAGACUGUCUGAGGUCGGGCAGUACGAGCAGGUGAAGCAGCUUUUCAGCUUCCCCAUCAAGCACUGCCCCGACAUGCUGGUGCUGGCACUACUGCAGAUCUCCACCUCGUGGCACACGCUGCGGCACGAGCUUAUCUCCACCCUAAUGCCAAUCUUUCUGGGCAACCACCCCAACUCCGCCAUUAUUCUGCACUAUGCCUGGCAUGGACAGGGACAGUCUCCUUCCAUCCGUCAGCUUAUUAUGCAUUCAAUGGCUGAGUGGUACAUGAGAGGGGAGCAGUACGACCAGGCCAAACUGUCUCGUAUCCUGGACGUGGCCCAGGACCUGAAGUCUUUAUCGAUGCUGCUGAAUGGUACUCCAUUUGCCUUUGUUAUUGACCUCGCUGCACUUGCCUCUCGCCGUGAAUACCUCAAACUUGAUAAAUGGCUGACUGACAAAAUCAGAGAGCACGGGGAACCGUUCAUCCAGGCAUGUGUCACAUUCCUGAAGAGGCGCUGCCCAUCCAUUAUGGGAGGUCUGGCCCCUGACAAGGACCAGCCCAAAAGUGCCCAGCUUCCCCCCGAGACUUUAGCCACCAUGCUUGCCUGUUUGCAGUCCUGUGCUGGGAGUGUGUCCCAGGAGCUGUCGGAGACGAUUCUUACCAUGGUUGCCAACUGCAGCAAUGUAAUGAACAAAGCUCGGCAGCCGCCUCCAGGAGUGAUGCCAAAGGGCCGCGCCCCCAGCACCAGCAGUUUAGACGCCAUCUCACCUGUGCAGAUGGAUCCUCUGAGCGGCAUCGGCUCCCUGAACCUGGGCGGCACCGCCCCCUCCCACACCCAGAGCAUGCAGGGCUUUCCCACCACACUCUCAGCUUUCAGUCCCCAGUCCCCCGCUAAGGGCUUCCCCCCCCUCCCCAACCCCAACCCUAACCCCAGCACACCCUUCGGGGGGAUUGGCAGUCUCACCUCGCAGCUCCCUGGUAUGGACUCUGGUCCUCUGGGCUCAGGAAUCAGCUCCGGGAUCGGCUCUAGUCUGGGAAUGACGGCGGUAAACACGGAUCCUUUCGGCACCAGGAAGAUGAGCACACCGGGCCUGAACCCGCCCACCUUCCAGCAGACUGAUCUUUCUCAGGUGUGGCCUGAGGCAAACCAGCACUUUAGUAAGGAGAUAGACGACGAAGCAAACAGUUACUUCCAGAGAAUCUACAACCAUCCACCUCACCCGACCAUGUCCGUCGAUGAAGUGCUGGAAAUGCUUCAGAGAUUCAAGGACUCCACCAUCAAGCGGGAGCGGGAGGUGUUUAACUGCAUGCUGAGGAACUUGUUUGAGGAGUACCGGUUCUUCCCCCAGUACCCGGACAAGGAGCUUCACAUCACCGCCUGCCUGUUUGGCGGCAUCAUUGAGAAGGGUCUGGUCACCUACAUGGCCCUGGGCCUGGCACUCAGAUACGUUCUAGAAGCGUUACGGAAACCGUACGGAUCUAAGAUGUAUUACUUUGGAAUUGCUGCCUUGGAUCGGUUCAAGAACAGACUCAAGGACUACCCACAAUAUUGUCAACACUUGGCCUCAAUUGCUCACUUCUUGCAAUUCCCCCACCAUUUACAAGAGUGUGUGCAGUACAUCGAAUAUGGCCAACAGUCACGGGACCCUCCGGUGAAGAUGCAGGGAUCCAUCACCACGCCGGGCAGCCUGGCGCUGGCGCAGGUCCAGGCCCAGGCCCAGUCCCAGCAGCCCGGAGGCCUCAAGGCCCCGCAGCCGGGCCAGCCCAGCUCCCUGGUCACCACGGCAACCACCACCACCACCGCAACCAAAACCACCACCAUCACCAGGCCCACGCCCAGUUUCAAGAAGGACAUGCCUCCUUCCAUAAACACUACCAACAUCGACACCCUGCUGGUGGCCACAGACCAAACGGAGAGGAUCGUAGAGCCUCCAGAGAACGUCCAGGAAAAGAUUGCAUUUAUUUUUAAUAACCUUUCUCAGUCCAACAUGACACAAAAGGUUGAGGAGUUAAAAGAGACUGUAAAAGAAGAGUUUAUGCCUUGGGUUUCUCAGUAUCUGGUGAUGAAACGUGUUAGCAUUGAGCCCAACUUCCACAGUCUCUAUUCCAACUUUUUGGACACCCUCAAAAACCCUGAGUUCGUCAAGAUGGUUCUCAAUGAAACAUACAGGAAUAUCAAGGUUCUUCUGACGUCGGACAAGGCAGCUGCUAAUUUCUCUGACCGCUCCCUGCUGAAGAACCUGGGCCACUGGCUGGGGAUGAUUACACUGGCCAAAAACAAACCUAUCCUUUACACAGACUUGGAACUGAAAUCUCUGCUACUAGAGGCGUACGUUAAAGGCCAGCAGGAACUGCUAUACGUGGUGCCCUUUGUGGCCAAGGUUUUGGAGUCUAGUCUCCGGAGCACGGUUUUCAGGCCUCAGAAUCCUUGGACCAUGGCCAUCAUGAAUGUUCUGGCUGAGCUGCAUCAGGAGCAUGACCUCAAGUUGAACUUGAAGUUUGAGAUUGAAGUUCUGUGUAAGAACUUGUCUCUGGACAUCAACGAUCUGAAGCCAGGAACGCUCCUGAAGGACAAGGACAAGCUGAAGAGCCUGGAGGAGCAGUUGUCUGCACCAAAGAAAGAGGCCAAGCCUCCCGAAGAGAUGCUGCCAGUCUCCACUACAGAAAGCUUUUUUCCUUUUUCAGCGCCCCCCUCGACCCCGGCUGCUACCACCACCACCUGCACAACCACGGGGCCGCCCACCCCCCAGUUCAGCUACCACGACAUCAACGUGUACGCCCUGGCCGGCCUGGCUCCACACAUCAAUAUAAACGUCAACAUCCCGCUGCUGCAGGCUCAUCCCCAGCUGAAACAGUGUGUGAGGCAGCCGGUGGAGAGGGCGGUGCAGGAGCUGGUGCACCCCGUGGUGGACCGCUCCAUCAAGAUCGCCAUGACCACCUGCGAGCAGAUCAUCAGGAAGGACUUUGCCCUGGACUCAGAAGAGUCCCGCAUGCGGGUGGCCGCCCACCACAUGAUGAGGAAUCUGACCGCCGGCAUGGCCAUGAUCACCUGCAGAGAGCCGCUGCUCAUGAGCAUCGCCACCAACCUGAAGAGCAGCUUCGCCGCUGCGCUCAGGGCUCCAACCCCCCAGCAGAGAGAGAUGAUGGAAGAGGCAGCAGCCAGGAUCGCUCAGGACAACUGUGAACUGGCUUGUUGCUUCAUUCAGAAAACAGCCGUGGAAAAGGCCGGCCCUGAGAUGGACAAGAGACUAGCCACGGAGUUUGAGCUGAGGAAGCACGCACGCCAGGAGGGACGCCGCUACUGUGACCCCGUUGUCCUGACCUACCAGGCUGAACGCAUGCCGGAGCAGAUCAGACUGAAGGUGGGAGGAGUGGACCCAAAGCAGCUGGCCGUGUACGAGGAGUUUGCCAGAAACAUUCCAGGUUUCCUGCCCAGCAACGAUCUCUCUCAGCCCACCGGCUUCAUGGCCCAACCCAUGAAGCAACAGGCCUGGGCCACUGAUGACGUGGCUCAGAUUUAUGACAAGUGCAUGGCGGACCUGGAGCAGCAUCUCCACGCCAUCCCCCCGGCCCUGGCCAUGAACCCGCUCACCCAGGCCCUGCGCAGCCUGCUGGAGGCCGUCGCUCUGGCCCGCAACUCCAGGGACGGGAUCGCAGCACUCGGCCUUCUGCAGAAGGCGGUGGAAGGACUCCUGGACGCCACCAGUGGAGCUGACGCCGACCUGCUGCUGCGCUACCGGGAGUGCCACCUGCUGGUGCUGAAAGCCCUGCAGGACGGACGGGCCUACGGACCUCAGUGGUGCAACAAGCAGAUCACCAGGUGUCUGAUUGAAUGCCGUGAUGAAUACAAAUACAACGUAGAGGCCGUGGAGCUUCUGAUCAGGAAUCAUCUGGUUAACAUGCAGCAGUACGACCUCCACCUGGCACAGUCAAUGGAGAACGGUUUGCACUACAUGGCCGUAGCGUUUGCCAUGCAGUUGGUGAAGCUGCUGCUGGUGGACGAGCGCAGCGUGAGCCACGUCACCGAGGCCGACCUCUUCCACACCAUCGAGACUUUAAUGAGAACCUGUGCACACUCCAGAGCCAACGCUCCAGAGGGGCUUCCCCAGCUGAUGGACGUCGUGCGCUCCAACUAUGAAGCCAUGAUCGACCGUGCCCACGGCGGGCCUAACUUCAUGAUGCACUCUGGGAUCUCCCAGGCCUCGGAGUACGACGACCCCCCCGGCCUGAGGGAGAAAGCCGAGUACCUGCUGAGAGAAUGGGUCAACCUGUACCACUCAGCCGCCGCCGGCAGGGACAGCACCAAGGCCUUCUCUGCUUUUGUCGGACAGAUGCAUCAGCAGGGCAUCCUGAAGACGGACGAUCUGAUCACGCGGUUCUUCCGUCUGUGCACAGAGAUGUGCGUGGAGAUCAGUUACCGGGCCCAGGCGGAGCAGCAGCACAACCCAGCGGCCAGCGUGGCCAUCAUCAGAGCCAAGUGUUACCACAACCUGGACGCCUUUGUGAGACUCAUAGCGCUGCUGGUGAAACACUCUGGAGAAGCCACCAACACGGUGACCAAAAUUAACCUUCUCAACAAGGUGCUGGGUAUCGUAGUCGGCGUGUUGAUCCAGGACCACGACGUCCGUCAGACAGAGUUCCAGCAGCUUCCGUAUCACCGUAUUUUCAUCAUGCUGCUUUUGGAGCUCAACGCACCCGAACACGUCCUGGAGACCAUUAACUUCCAGACGCUCACUGCCUUCUGCAACACCUUUCACAUCCUGAGACCCACCAAAGCCCCGGGCUUCGUGUACGCCUGGCUGGAACUCAUCUCCCAUCGCAUCUUCAUAGCCAGGAUGCUGGCACACACACCGCAGCAGAAGGGUUGGCCCAUGUACGCACAGCUGCUGAUCGAUCUCUUCAAGUACCUUGCACCCUUCCUGAGGAAUGUAGAGCUCAACAAACCUAUGCAAAUUCUCUACAAGGGGACUCUGCGGGUGCUCCUGGUCCUUCUGCACGACUUCCCAGAAUUCCUGUGCGACUACCACUACGGCUUCUGUGACGUCAUCCCGCCCAACUGCAUCCAGCUGCGCAACCUCAUCCUCAGUGCCUUCCCGCGCAACAUGAGGCUCCCCGACCCCUUCACGCCCAACCUGAAGGUGGACAUGCUGAGUGAGAUCAACAUCGCUCCCCGGAUCCUCACCAACUUCACCGGGGUGAUGCCGUCUCAGUUCAAGAAGGAUCUGGACUCGUACCUGAAGACGCGCUCCCCCGUCACCUUCCUGUCUGAGCUGCGCAGCAACCUGCAGGUGUCAAAUGAACCAGGAAACCGCUACAACAUCCAGCUGAUCAACGCUCUAGUUCUGUACGUGGGCACGCAGGCCAUCGCUCACAUCCACAACAAGGGCAGCACCCCCUCCAUGAGCACCAUCACCCACUCCGCACACAUGGACAUCUUCCAGAACCUGGCCGUGGACCUGGACACCGAGGGGCGUUACUUGUUCCUGAAUGCGAUUGCCAACCAGCUGCGUUACCCCAACAGCCACACCCACUACUUCAGCUGCACCAUGCUCUACCUGUUUGCUGAGGCCAACACGGAGGCCAUCCAGGAGCAGAUCACCAGGGUGCUGCUGGAGAGGCUGAUCGUGAACAGGCCUCACCCGUGGGGUCUCCUGAUCACCUUCAUCGAGCUGAUCAAGAACCCCGCCUUCAAGUUCUGGAGCCACGACUUCGUGCACUGUGCCCCCGAGAUCGAGAAGCUGUUCCAGUCCGUGGCCCAGUGCUGCAUGGGGCAGAAACAGGCCCAGCAGGUGAUGGAGGGCACCGGGGCCAGCUAGCCUGGCCACCGGGCCUCGUAGCCGCCGGGAGAGAUGCCGUGGCCUUUACCCACCUCCCCCCCACCACACACCUCCCACUUUACUGCUGGCACUGGAUAAACUGGCUACCACAGUCAUUGAAAUGUGAAUGGAAGGACUACUGCUCAUGGAUCUUAAGAUAUUUUUCUUUUUGUUUUUGUUUUUUCCAUUGAGGAGAGAAUGGAUUUGAACAUGUUGUUUAAUAUACUUAUUUUGAUGCUUUUGAUGUAAAUAUUGGGGGGAAAAAAGGGAGAGCAGGGAAGUAAAUAAAUGGAUUGCAAUCCACAUGUCAAAUAAAAUGUACCCUGACAUGUAAAAACCACCUAAACAUAUUUUCACUUAUUACCAAAGUCCUUGGUUUUGCUUCUCUCCCACACAAAUCCUGUUUUCUGACUUUUUUGAUUUUGCUUUCCGAGGCUGAAUGGUUGACAAUGGAAGAAAAAAAAGAGAAAAGAACUGCCUAUUUUCAUUUGAUCCCUUUUUUUCUUUUUUCUUUUCCACGAGUAGGACUGAAGGUUGUAGUUGUCUCCAGGUGUGGUGGGGGUCUGUUCUCGGUGCGUUGGGGACAGUUUGCUGAUGGUUUGUCCAUUUGAAACCUGUUCUGGAGGUCUCUCCCUGGCACUUGUAAAAUUGUGCAAAGUGUUGGUAACAUCAUAACUUGACAAUUUGUAUAAAGAUCCAAAUUGAAGAACAACAAUAGAAGGACCAAUACAGCCCAUUUUGUAACAUUUUGAAUGUUUUGUAAAUGUAUUGGUCCAUGUGUUGUAUUUUGUAGUCCUUUCUAGUUUGCCUUUAGUUCUUGCUACUUAACUGCAGUAUGCAUACAUACAGGAGAAUAAAGCAUUCAAACUGCAAA
Cololabis saira (Pacific saury) is the source of this 8386-nucleotide messenger RNA. It is a transcript of the gene cnot1, whose product is annotated as CCR4-NOT transcription complex, subunit 1. The transcript is spliced from 49 exons. Gene Ontology annotation, biological process: nuclear-transcribed mRNA catabolic process, deadenylation-dependent decay. Bases 343 to 7512 code for a protein of 2389 amino acids. NCBI's taxonomy places the organism in Eukaryota, Metazoa, Chordata, Actinopteri, Beloniformes, Belonidae. Gene Ontology annotation, cellular component: CCR4-NOT core complex; P-body. Gene Ontology annotation, molecular function: molecular adaptor activity. The record is from RefSeq and is a predicted model, not a curated record.